CCGCAGACUUGCUGCUGCAGUAGAGCGGUGUGUUAACCUGACCCUCAUAACAGCGCUAGAAACAUCCACUUUCUACAAGGCUUUACUUCAUUUACGAAUGGUGAACUAUUCUGUCGAGUUUUUAUCGAACAGUAAUAUUUUUAGUUGUCAAAAAGGACCGAAAGACCCGUGUUUCCUCGAAGCUAUCAUGCUGAACACAGAGGAAAGUUCCUGGUUAUCGGGGUCUCGGCUUUCCAGCUCAAUCCCUCAGUCUCCGGGGCCUCAGUGGUGCUCCGAUGCCCCUCACCCACAAUUAAAGAUCCCGGGUGGGCGAGGGACUGCGAGGGAUCACUCCGUCGGCGUGCAGCUCCACAAGGAUGAGAAGUUGACAGUAACACAGGCCACUGCAGCGAGUGGGACCCCCUCUUUUCUACGCUUCCAGUACCAGCUGAAUGAGCGCCGCUCGGCCUCCUGGGAUACGUUUCUAUCGAGAGACUGCCUCUUCCUGGAGGUCCCUGCCGGGGCGCUGGUGGACGGCAGCAAAGAGGGGCUAACUGCUCUGCUUGAGUUUGUGGAGGAGAAGCUGAAAGUUAACUACGUGUUCCUGUGGUUCCAUAAAAAGAGAGAGGAUCGAUCGACCAUCUUCAGGACGUUCCACUUCAUGGGCUUUGAGAUGGUGAAGCCGGGACACCCCAUGGUACCGGCCCGGCCCGAUCUGGCUUUCAUGGUUUACUCUCUGGACAACAGCAGCUCAGACGAGGAGUGACUGUCGCCGUGACAACCUCCUCCUCCUCCUCCCCCUCCUCCCCCUCCCUCCCAGAGGAGAUCUGCAGAUUGGAUUCACAGGGAGCGACAGAUUGAACUAAACCAUCAGGUGCAUCUUGGGAUUUGGCUAUUUCUUUAUUUCUCCCGCCGCGUGGCUCCUCUCUUGGCCACGUUAUAUAUUUUCGCUGCCAUCAAGAAAACAGUUUGGUAUUCGGGAGAAGGCGUGUUUUACAUUAAAAUGCAGCAUAUCUCUCCAGACAGCUUCCGCUUUGAGAAAAGAGACUUUGUGUGCGCUAUAUCAUGCAAGCUGUGUUUGGUAGGGAUGCAAAGAGGGAAUGGUGGUGUAUGGUAUGUUCAAUAAAAUGUUGUUUCACUUUAUACAAAAGAUGGGUGACAGCCUGAUUUGAUGCAUUCGACAUUAUAGCCCAUGUAAGCAUUACUCUACUCUUCCUCCUGACUCAUCAUCAUCAUUCCAGCACCUGUUAAGCUCUGUAGCCACACGUGGAGAAACCCUGUUAUUCUAAGGGUGUAAAAAGCAGCCUCUUUGUUGAGAUGUCACACCAGGCUGGCUGUCAGCUCGUGGAGGUCAACCACCUUCCUCCUCUUCCUCUUCCUCCUCUUGGUGAUAAUCAACCUGUCACUCAGACGGGAGGAAGAGCAGAGCGGCCUCACUGUGGUCACACACAGAAACCACUGCUUCGAGUCACUUUGUUUUUUUUCAAAGACUGUCAUCUUAAUAAUUGUUGGUGUAAGAGGGUCCGGUUUAAAGAGAAGCUCCACUUUGCAUUUAAAUGUACACAUCAUGUUUUAAUCCUGUGCAGCCCCAGCUUGGUGCCUCGUGUAUUUUCAUUACGUCACAUUCAGAGUUAAACAUCAGCUGUAUGAAUCUGGAUGGGGAAAAAAACACGUUAAGAAACAUUUUUCAAGCUGCGACUUAAUUUCUUAUCGAUGUAGUGAAAGCAGGAAUUACAUACAAGUUCUUUAUGUUCUGUACAACACAUCAAUUUAGGAUCCACCAAGACACACACUGGGGCUUCCUUCAGCGAGUAGAGUCAAAGCAGUCAACGCUCGAUUGAAACGAGUGCAGUGUUCAUAUUUUAUACUUCAGAGUCUAAUUGAGGAAUGUGUCUAUUUUCCAUAUUUCAUCCCAUGCUGAUUCAGACCCGCGCUAUAAUGUGAGGAAAGGAGCUCAUUGUAGAGGUACAACAGAAGCCGGUGAAUACCCUAUAUGCAAUAAGAGUCAAAAUAAAAAACGCCAAAGAAUCCACCCUGUCUGUAAAAAGCUGGUUCAAUAGUCAGCGGAUGUAAGCCUAUGGUAUGUAAAGCAAUAUUAAGUACAUUCCCCAUGCCUCAGAGUAGUCUCUUCCAUAUUGGUGUUAGGAUGGGGGGGGGGUUUAUUCUUCCGCAUGUCUUCACUUCAUAGUCUUCAUUGCUACUGAUUGAGCCCCUGACUAUAAGCUGUUAGGAAAUGUCAAUAAAUGAGUUUUCUCAGAGGUAUAUUUGUAUGUAUGUAUAUUUCUCUAAUGUUUACUGUGAUAGAAUAGGGAUUUAUUGUGUGUCCUCAGUGACCUAGCUAGCCACCAUUUAAUGACAAUCCACUCUUGUAUACUCUGGAUUUCUUUGUCUUGGGGGAAAAACAAUAAAAAUGUUUAUCUUAAUAA
Molecule: messenger RNA, 2405 nt
Organism: Gymnodraco acuticeps
Lineage: Eukaryota; Metazoa; Chordata; Actinopteri; Perciformes; Bathydraconidae
Gene: oaz2a
Product: ornithine decarboxylase antizyme 2a
Biological process (GO): positive regulation of protein catabolic process
Cellular component (GO): cytoplasm; nucleus
Molecular function (GO): ornithine decarboxylase inhibitor activity
Source: RefSeq, a predicted model, not a curated record